This is a messenger RNA of Ricinus communis (castor bean), 1534 nucleotides long. RefSeq lists its product as uncharacterized. Gene Ontology annotation, molecular function: protein binding. Bases 432 to 1391 code for a protein of 319 amino acids. Lineage: Eukaryota; Viridiplantae; Streptophyta; Magnoliopsida; Malpighiales; Euphorbiaceae. The record is from RefSeq and is a predicted model, not a curated record. The transcript is spliced from 2 exons.
UCCAGGCCACAUUUCACAGGACACAAACGUUUCCACAGGAUUGAAGGACUUACUUUCCACAUUGUCGAUUAAAAAAAUUUCCAUCUUUUUUCCUCAGCGACUUAACAACUUGCUCAUCACCUGAAGGAGGAGAGAAAAGGAUUGGACUUGUCGGUUUUUGACCCUCUCUCUUGCAACUGUCUCUUUCCAUGUGCUAGUCUAAUCUUUAAGCUCAUGUUGCACACAGACAAAGAAUAAAGCCUUCCUGCAGUUUACUUUCAAAAACGAAACCAAAUCCUCGUCCAAGUUUAAUCGUACUAUUGUUUGAAUUUGAAAGUCAAAGAGAAAAGCGGACUUCAUCAACAUUCCACUCUGGGAAACAUGAACAAAUUCAAACUUUAGUUGCGCUGUUUCUCUCUUACAAGGUUUUGAAUUCUAGGGAUUUGUGUACAAUGUUGGUACUAAGUAUGAAUUCAAAAAGACAGAGGCGCCCAAAUGUUAGAUUGGGGGAAAUCGGUCAUAUUCCUGCAGCUUUUGCCUCUGGCUUCCCUCAUAGAACCAAGGAAAAUUUAGAGCACAAGAGUUAUGAAAACGAUGUGUUGAAUCCUAAUGAGGGUGAACACGAUCACUUAUAUGGGUUCACUAUGCAAGCUCCUCCUGACUUUGUUGUUUUGGGCCCUGGUGUUUCUCCAAGUAUUUCAGCUGAUUUGCUGCAAAAUAGAGAAAAUAAGAAUCCCAACUCUUCAAAGUCAGCUUUUGAUUUGAUCAGUUCUGAUGAAAUUGAUAUGAGCAAGCUGAAAUUAAAUUUUGGCAGCAUAACCAGGAAAUGUAGGGUCAUGAAGCGGCGAGGUCGCAGCACCAAAGCAGCUAAUAAUAUUAUUGGCAGUGUUUGGAGUUCGAAAAUUAGCCCUCAGUUCAGGAGUGAAGAUAGAAAAGACUGCAGUGUGGAGGAGUUUGUAAGGUCUACUUCAGAUGAAUGCAAUGAUUAUUACCAUGAUAAUGGCUUUAAGGACUUGUCAGAUCGUGAGACGCCAGCUACAAGCAAAGAAGCUUAUGACUUUGAGAUGGAUGAACCUGCUUAUGGUAGGAGACCAGGGAAUGGUAAUGAGUGUUGGCAGGAGGAUGCUUGUAAUGAAGGGAAAAAUGCAUCUCCUGUAUCUGAUCAUGUAUGGGAUGAGAUGAAACCCGGGGGACUAGAUGUAAAUAAUGUCACAAGAUGGUUGGAGGAGCAAGGAUUUAGUAAAUAUGCCAGUGUCUUCGAGAUGCAUGAGGUGGAUGAAGCAGUCUUGCCUCUGCUUACUGUUGAAGAUCUCAAAGAGAUGGGUGUGUUUGCUGUUGGACCUCGGAGGAAGCUCUACACUGCAAUACAGCAACUGAGAAAAGCGGGUGCUUCUGACAACAUAUUCAAAUGAAGUUAGAUAACAUAUCUUGGUCUUACCAGCUCUUGUGCAGGAAAAUAUUAGAGUUGUAUAUGUAACUUUUUUUGGACUGCUAACAUGUUUCCUCUUUUAUCUUUGCUAUAAUAAAUGUUAAUCAGAACACUGUCUGGUUCAUA